Molecule: messenger RNA, 3093 nt
Organism: Salpingoeca rosetta
Lineage: Eukaryota; Choanoflagellata; Craspedida; Salpingoecidae
Exons: 12
Coding region: 1-3093 (1030 amino acids)
Source: RefSeq, a predicted model, not a curated record
AUGCCGCUGCCACCAAGCAUAAAUGCUCAGCUCUCCCUGCAGGAACGAGUGGACAGGCGAGCAGAGGCUGCACGACGGGAGGCUGCAAUGAAGUAUGCGGCGCAACAACAAGGCAUACAGGCGAGCAGUGACGACAUUAUCGCCUUGCGACGAAGCCACGGAUCCCCUCUCAAGAUUGUUCGCUCAGUCUCGGACAUGUCAACAACCAACAUCGCCAACAGCAGCGAGGACGACGAAGACAACGACGACGACGAGCACAACAACUUUGCCCUUGAAGAGGAACAGCCAGACUAUGAUACUGAGGAAGAAUCGACACAAGGACAACAGCAACACCGCAACACUGUUCAGACGCAGCACAGCGACCAGCACCCACCGCACUCGCACCCGGGCUCCCGCGACGUCACUGUCAUGACAGACAAUGUGAGCCACCUGCAGCAACAUCAGCUGAGCAUGCUGUCCACAACGUCGCGCGGAACACAGGCAGAUGUGUCCGCGCUUGAACAGCACACUCUGACCAGUGACCAGAGCCACCUUGGUGGUCAUGGUCAUGGGGGAGAUGAAGGAGACAACACCGCUCACCCCUCAGCUAGCCUGGGCGAGUCCCUUCCAUCGGUGCAUUGGGGAAGCCCAAUCCACUCUGAGCACGACGACUCCACCCUCAUUGCAGACGACGGCGACGACAACGACAACGAUACCAUACAUGGUGGUGAGCAGUUGAUGGCGCGGAAGGAUGCUGAGCGCGCCAAGGAACACAUGAACCGCCUCGAAGCCCUCAUCCAGGCAUUUUCUCCAAGAAAGGAACGCGCGCCGUCGAAGUGGACCGGUGCCACCACCAUCAUCAGCAUCGCCAUCGCCGCCAAGGUCGACAGCAACGUCGCUGCAAGGACGGCCUCAAGGCGGCAUACUACGGACACCAAAGAGCGGGACGAGGGCUGUUGGCAGUGGCGGUGGAAGAAAGGGCCGAAACGCUGGCGCAGCAACACCUCAGCAAGGGCGCGCGUCCCAGCAGCAGCAGACGCGACCGACAGCGCAAACAGCACACUCGGCACCAGCAUCCACAGCAAAGACAGCAGCACGACGGGCGGCAUCCAAGACCAAGUCGCCAUCAUCGUCAGCACCGCUCUCCCACGUGGCGAGCCAGCGCUGCGUGAUAUCUUUGACUUGGAGCACAUUGUCGGCUCCUCCGUCCGCGGAAAACCAACGGCAGAUAUGGCGGAGAAGGUGUUUUCCGACCUGACGCGCGUGGUGGAUGCGCUCGACUUUGCGUGUGACGGAACAGCGCAGGACGCCGACAUCACCACGCUCAACCUCAUCGACGCCCACAAGAAGGCGCAGGCGAGGAUUGCGAGCUUGGAGAGUCAGCUGUCGCAGCAGCGGCGCCUCGCCGUUGGCUCGGACGAUCUCAACAAACUCCACACUACCAUGCAGCACGUGCAAGCCGAGCUGCACCAGGUCACGGCACAAAACAAGCGUUUGCGGCAGGAAAACAAGAACCUGAAGCACGAAAACACCGAAGUGGAGACCAGGCUGCAAGACAUGAUGCAGGUGGCUGCACGCGACAUAUCAGUUGUUGUCAAGCAGAAUGAGGAGCUGGUGGCGGUGGCAGAGAGGCGCACAAAAGAGCGCGACGACCUCAGCGCAAAACUGCAGCAGCACGAGCUUGCACUCAGCACAGCCAAAGAGACCAUUCGAUUGCACGAGCUGACCAUCACCCAGCGCGAUGCUGAGAUUGAAUCCCUUUCGCACAGCGUCGCGAAACACUUCAAGCUGUUGGAAGAUCUUGAUCGCGUCGUGCACGCCCUGCGAAGAGAGAAGCAAGACCUGCGUGCGGAACUUGCGCGGGAGAGAGCGAAGCGAGCGGUGUGGCCACGCCAGCGACCGUCCAGUGGGGGUCGCAAUGGCCGUCAUCAUCGUCACGAUGACGAUGGUGGUGAUGAUGACGGUGAUGGUGACGGGAGGCGGGCACAGCGAUUGAGCCGUGCGGGUGUUGCACCUGCUCGCGAUGGUGAUGGUGAUGGUGGUGGUGGUGGUGAUGAUGAUGACAUGAGCGGCUCCGGAGAUAUUCACCGCCGCAUCGAGCGGGCGAAAAUGGCGCUGAACGCACACAGACACACGCGCAUGAGCAGCAGAGGUGACCAGGCAACAUCUGGCGACGAUGAAAGUGUUGGGAGAGGCACAGCAGCUGCUCGUGUGGACAUGAAGCAGCCACCAACACGCAGCAGCAACGGCAACAAGAGAGAGACGACACAGGAGGCAGAUGAAGAGCUCAGUGAAUCUGACGAGAGCGAGCGCGGGCGAGGCGGUGGGCGUGGCGAUACCAAGGGGCAGAUGCUUGCAAGCAUGGCGCUCGCAGAUUCGCUCGGUAUUGAUUUCGAUGCAUUCCCGUGGCGGCAGCAGUGGCGCGUUGACAGCAGCAACCCAAGCAACACGGCCAGCGACACAGAAACGACAGCAACCCCCGCGUACCGACACCGUGAUCGGCGCGGAGACAGCACAGACGAGGAAGAGGGUGAGCUCCAAAACGACGAUGAAGACACCGACAACGGCCGUGGCAACAGCGGCGGUGGUGAUGGUGACCGUGAUCAUGAUCAUGACCGCCACACCCCUGUCGCGCAACGCAUCAAGAAUCGCUGGCGUGGCAGUGGCGUUGCGCGUGCAGCUAAAACGCAAGGAAGCAGCACCGCAAGCUCGCGCAGCAGAGACGUUGGCAAUGAUUCGCUCAACGAUGGCCGGGCCAAGUCGAAGCAGGGCAUGACGGGGCGCGGCCUGAAGCGUAGAGACCUCACAGCACACGGUGACAGACACGGGGAUGAGGAAGAGGAGGUGGAUGGUGAUGAUGGUGAUGAUGGUGAUGAUGGCGACGACACAGUCAGUUCGACGGGAGCCACGACGACUUCGAGUAAGCGCUUGCAGCUGUACGCAACGAAGGGCGCACAGGCGGCGCUGUUGGAGUCGCAAUCUGAGCUGUCGCUCAUUGAUGAGGAGAUUGCCAACUUGAGGGGCUCGCUGCAGAGUUUGCUGCAGACGGCAAACGCACUCGACAGUGGCGCCGUCACUUCUUCCCCGCUCUCCGCAGGCAGCAGGCGCCCGUAG